Trichoderma virens Gv29-8 is the source of this 690-nucleotide messenger RNA. RefSeq lists its product as uncharacterized. Gene Ontology annotation, molecular function: protein binding. The transcript is spliced from 2 exons. The annotation marks the transcript as partial. Lineage: Eukaryota; Fungi; Ascomycota; Sordariomycetes; Hypocreales; Hypocreaceae. The record is from RefSeq and is a predicted model, not a curated record.
UCGGUUACCUCAGCCGUCGCUAGGGGGCAUAUUGACACGCUGCAACUACUGUUGAGUCAUGGCGCGAAUGUUGAGAGUAUUGGCAUGUUUGAGGACAGGACUGCUCUUCAUAUUGCUGCUGAUAAUGGAAAUGAAGCCAUCGCCAAGAUUUUGCUAGAUUAUAACGCAGACCCAAAUGCUCAAAGCGUGGAGUGGGGGACGCCCCUUGGUAUUGCCUCAUAUUCCGACAAUGAAGCAAUCGUCAAGCUUUUGAUUGAAUACGGAGCCAAGGUCAACACUAUCAGUGCUUCUGAACACGGUACCGCUCUCUGCGCUGCUGCGUCUAAUGGUUCCCAUAGCGCCUCCAUCUGCUACUUGGUAGAGAAAGCUGGAGACGAUAUACAUGCAGUGGGUGGCUUUUAUGGCACCGCCUUACAGGCAGCAUCAUCUAGGGGGUACCUUUACACCGUCGCGCUGCUUCUUCACAAUGGUGCAUCACCGAAUGAAGAAGGUGGUCGCUGCGGAACUGCCCUCCAAGCAGCUGCGUAUCACGGGUACUUGGACGUGGUCAAUUUGUUGCUCGGCAAAGGUGCUAAGGUGAAUCAGAGGGGCGGUUUGUACGACACGGCAUUGCAAGCGGCUGCCUUCCAGGGCCACACUGAAGUAGUUGAGCUUUUGCUUAAGCAUGGAGCGAACGUACACCUACAAGGG